AUGGCACAACAAAAAAGAGUGAGGCCGUCUUAUUAUGAUGAGGAGGAUUAUUCAGAUGAUGAACUAUCGUAUGCAUUGAAUAAACAGGAAAAAGAAGAUUCUUCAGAUGAUGAAUUAUCAAAAAUGUCAUUUGAAACAUUAAAUAAAGCACAAUCAAAACUACAAAGACAGUUAAAGGAGGAGGAAGAUGGUGAAGAAGAAGGUUUUUUUGAUUCCGAUUCCGACUCAGAUGCUCCACCAGAAGAAACAACCUCAAAAUCCUCAAUCAAGGGUAAGAAAAAUAAACAUGCCCCAUCCGAAUCAUCAUCCAAAAAGCCAGUAUCUAGAAUCAGAGAUAUACCUGGUCUUCCAACCAGAAAAUCAAAUACCUUACAUACAGAUAUACGAUUUGAUGCAGCUUAUGGUAAAGCAGACUUAAAUAGAAUAAGAAAAGAUUAUGCAUUUUUAGAUGAUUAUAGAAAUGAAGAAAUUAAGCGAAUGGAAACAAUUUUAAAAGAUAAGAAAUCAAAAUUGAAUGAAUACGAGAAAGAUGAAUUAAGAUUAAAAUUUCAAUCAUUAAAAUCAAGAAUGGAUACUUUAAAAAAUCGAGAUUUGGAAAGUAAAAUUUUAUCUGAAUAUAAGAAGAAGAAUACUAAUGGUGAUAAACCAUUCUUUAUUAAACGUGCAGAUAAGAGAAAGAUUUUACAAAAGGCUAAAUUUGAUUCAAUGAAACCUAAACAAAGAGAAAAAGUUAUGGAAAGGAAAAGAAAGAAGAGAUUGGGUAAAGAAUUUAGACAAUUGGAAUUUAAACCAACUAAUAGAUAA
This is a messenger RNA of Insectozyma verbasci, 804 nucleotides long. Lineage: Eukaryota; Fungi; Ascomycota; Pichiomycetes; Serinales; Debaryomycetaceae. The record is from the annotation of a GenBank genome assembly.